ACGUUAGCAGCCAACUGCACGUGAUGACAUUGGAGGCAAGCUUCAGUUGCCUGGCGUGAAAAAAAAAUGUAUUGGUCUAGCGCGAGUAAGUUAAACUGACCAAAUGAGUAAAAAAUUGGAAGGAGAGAAUGACAAAACAUCAAGGUCAACUCAUAGAAGCGUGGAGAGUCCACCGCUCGAACUCACCUUAGCAAACCUGCACAGACUGGAGAAGGAGUUGGAGGGACUAGACAGGUUGUAUGGCUCAAGCCUAUCCAUAGAGGGAUAUGUGAAAAGCACAGAACACCUCCUUGGUGAGACUUCUCAGAAAAGCAAGAAAGCUCCUCGUGAGGGACACAGAAGCCUCUCAAGAAAUUCCUCCACUUCCACCUCUCCAGAAUGUGUGGACAGCCUUGCACUGAAUGGAACAGUCAUCACUAGAAUAAGCAGAUCAACUCAGACAGACUGGAACAGGGUCUCACAGAGGCACAGUCAGAGCAUUUGCAGUCAGACUGAAGAAUGUGUGCCAAACCAUGAAAAGUCACCUCUUGAGCAUGAAGAACAUAAAGGCAUUCACUCUGAGGAGAUGGUUGAGAUGGAAAUCAUCGAAGAUAAUGAGGAGGCCGCAACAAAAAGCAAAGAUACCCAAGCUCUCCCACAAGUGGAGCAUUUGACAAGGAUCCCAAUCUUGACAUCCAGUUCAGAUUCAUCUGGGAAGUUACCUGAGUGUGAGUUGCCAAGUAUUCUUUGUGAGUACUGCCGGCAGGCAAAGAAACCCCCAGUGACUCUUGAGCAAAUGGGGAAAACGACUGACCCAGAGGAGUUGUUUUGUUGUGAGGUUGCCUGGAGGAUGGCAGAUCUUUUUCCCGAAGAGGAGGAGGAUGAAAAGGCCUCUAAGUCUGUACAAAAGGCCACAAAAAUCAAUGAUGUCAACCCUCACCCACUUUCUAAAGCUGAAACCAAAGAAAGAACAGAGCAAAGGCUGAGAGAUUUGCAGCCUAUCAGAUCCCAAGGCUCAAACUACCCCUCGGGGCUUUAUUCCAGACAACGAGGUAAAAGUGUUGUCUGCUAUCGACUUUCAAAUGACUUAUGGAACAUCCAAGAGGAGUCUCAACUUCCUGAAAUGGAAAUCAUUACCCCUCCCGAGACAGUGACCCUUCCAGAUAAGGAACCAGGGGUCAAGAGGAAAAAGAUGCUCAUACGAGACCACAUGAAUGGAAAAACAUUCGUCCUAAUAUUUCCAGAUGGAACAGGACAUGUUUUCUAUCCAUCAGGCCGGAUUGCUGUCCUUAUAUCUUCAGUGCAUCCUGGGCAUUUUAUUUAUGUUAUACUGGAGGAUGCUCCACUCCUGCCUAGUAUUCAGGCCAUUUUCACAUCCAGGGGUCAGGCCACAUGUUAUCACCCCAACGGUCUUGUUUGGGUCAAUCUGACCCGUCUGGGAGGUACCUGGUGCAGUGAGGCUGGGGCUCUGAAGAGACGCUGGAGUUGGCUUGACCACAGCAUCCAUGUCCAUGCCCCGCCCUUCCAGCCCAUAAACAUCACUCUAAGCCCCAACAUCAGCAUUCGCAUCUGGACCCAGGAAAACAUCCACCUCACCUUCACCGCUGGCAAGAACAGUGUGCGCUUCAACAUGGGGACCAAAUUAAAGGUGGAGAACACAAAGGGCUUCAUGCUGCCAGGCCCUGACAUCCUAGAAUCUUAUCUCCACAAGAAACAUUUUGAGAUAUCCAGCUUACUGCAGCAUCUCCAGACCAGCAUCUCCUUUCCUAAGCCAGAACCUGGUCAGAUGAAGUCCCAGUACACCCUACUUGCCCAGUGUGAGAGACUGAAGGGACAGGCAAAGAAACAGAAGAAGUCAUCAAAGAAGACCAAACUACCAUCUAUCUUCAAAGAAAUUGUACUAUUGGCUGUAAAGGAAAGUGGUUUUAACUAAAUAAAUGGCAAAAUAAAACAAGGUAUAAAAGGACAGCACUUGUUUGUGUGAACCUUCAAAAAAGAAUCUUGAACCAAAGAAUCUUGGCUCUAUCAAGUAUGUUUUGUGGAUUAAGGAGAUGUGUAAUGGAGUUCAUUCAUGUUUUCAUAUAGGAUCAUUGCAGCUUGGUAUAUGACGUGCUGAAUCUUACAAUGAUUACUAAGAUGGAUUUUUGAUAUUUCUUUCCAUAGUCUGCUAUGUGUGGGUAGCGGUUGGGGGUUUAAUGUCUUGCUCAAGGACACUUCGACCUCAGAUUGCUAAACGACUCCUCUACCUCCUGAACCACUGUCGCCCGGAGUGAUAGAAAUGAUGUGAGACACCGUCUGGAAAGUUUAAAUAAAUCUUAGUCACUUUAUUGAAAGUUUUUAAGUACAAUCAAUUUACAUUGAUCUGUGGCAUCUUGAGUGGAUGAAUCUGUAACAUCUUGACAGUGCAAAA
This is a messenger RNA of Clupea harengus (Atlantic herring), 2389 nucleotides long. RefSeq names its product glutamate-rich protein 6. The record is from RefSeq and is a predicted model, not a curated record. NCBI's taxonomy places the organism in Eukaryota, Metazoa, Chordata, Actinopteri, Clupeiformes, Clupeidae.